GUUACUGUCAAAGUCAGCUUGUUUUGUUGUUGCAAGCAAUUUGUAAACAUUGCAUUAUUUUUUUAUAAGCAUCGUGUUUUAAAUAACCAUGGCGCCAAAAAAGAAAAGUUCAGACACAAAUUCAAAGGAAGAAUUAUCUAAAUGGAGUAAAGAGGAACUUAUAGCAAGGAUAAUACAACUAGAAGCGCAUAAUGUACAGCUUAAGAAUAUUAUAAGCAAGAAUUUCUCUGAAUCUUCAUCAGAUAGUGGGUCGAAGGAAAACAAAAGACAGGUGGAUUUUAGCAAAUACCAUUUCCGUCGUGUCCUACUCCGCAUAUUCUACUUCGGAUGGGAUUACAAUGGUCUUGCAGUACAAGAGGACUCGAAUCAAACUAUAGAACAUUUUGUCUUCCAUGCCCUCACCAAAUCCUGCUUGAUACAGAGUCGGGAGACCUCCAAUUACCAUCGGUGCGGACGCACUGAUAAAGGAGUUAGUUCUUUCGGACAGGUAAUAUCGAUAUCCCUACGAAGCAAGUUUCCGCCCUCCGAACAGAAUUCAGAAGAAUCUUUAAAAAACGAAAUGGAUUAUUGCAAGAUCCUGAACAGGCUUCUUCCUAAGGAUAUUAAAGCAGUCGCCUGGAUGCCUAUACCUGAAAAUUUACCUGAAUUUAGUGCUAGGUUUGAUUGCAAGAAGAGACUAUACAAAUACUAUUUCCCUCGAUCCAUGCUUGACAUCAGAGCUAUGAAGGAAGCCUGCAGUUACCUCAAAGGGUCGAAUGAUUACCGCAACCUUUGCAAGAUGGAUGUCGGAAACGGCGUAGUGGAAUUCAUCAGGGAGAUCUUGUCGGCUGAUAUUUUUGCUGUGAACCCUGACGAUUUGGAGUCACCGACGUCAAUGUACUACCUCCAGAUCGAAGGUAACGCCUUCCUAUGGCAUCAGAUCCGGUGCAUCAUGGGCGUUCUACUCCUCAUCGGCCAGGGUAAGGAGCAACCGGAAGUCAUCAAGGAAUUAUUGGAUGUGGAGAAAAAUCCAAGGAAACCCCAAUACAACAUGGCGUUGGAUUUGCCUCUGAAUUUAUUUCACUGUUCUUACGAUAUAACUGAGACUCAGGACUGGAGGUAUAGCAAACAGGAGCUCGCAGAAGUCUUGGGCCAUCUGCAGAGUGAAUGGACACUGCAUAGCAUCAAAACAACAAUGAUAAAAGAAGUUAUCAACGAAAUUGAAUCCCUGUAUAGCAAGUGCGAGAGCGAGACGCAAGAUACAGACAGCCAGCAGAGAGAAAAGGACAGAGUUAUAGCGUAUGCUGAUUGUCUCAUACAGGGUGUUAAAGCUAAAGUAUAUAAGCCAUUGCUGAAGAGAGAUACGUGUUCAAGUCUAGAAGAAAGAAUAGAACACUAUAAAAAGAAAAGAAAAUUAGCUGAUCCCAACGAGGAAGCAGAAGGAAAGAUGGAUGUGUAAAUAAAUAAAUAUUUUUAAAUUGAA
Molecule: messenger RNA, 1462 nt
Organism: Spodoptera exigua (beet armyworm)
Lineage: Eukaryota; Metazoa; Arthropoda; Insecta; Lepidoptera; Noctuidae
Source: the annotation of a GenBank genome assembly